CGUGUGUCAACUAUAGUCUAGUAAGGAAGUUUCUAAAGCGCAUGUCUAGUUGACUAAAGCACUCGAACGAAGCUUAGUUUGGUGUAUUAGUUUAAAAAUGGCCGUAUGCAACAGGUCAAACAUCGAACUUUUAGCAAUUUUUGAAUUAUUCUUUGAUGAGUAUGAAGAGGAAAUUUACUUCUUUGAACACUUAUGCUACAACAAAUUGUUUCGUCUUUUAACUCGUACAUCAAGAGACAGUGUGCCGAAAAUCAAUAACUACAUGGAAGUGGUGGACCAAAUGAGUACAGUAGAAAAUAUCGACGAUUUCAAAUUUCAUUACAGAAUGUGUAAACAGACUUUUGAAGUUAUAUUGGCAGAAAUUGCGCUUGAUCUAAUACAUUACAACACCGGUGGUAAUGUACCUAUUUCACCUGACAGACAACUACUGGUUUUUCUUAAUUAUGUUGGAAAUCAGCAUUCCAUGAGAAAUUGUGCACACUUUUUCGGAAUGUCCAAGGCCACUGUUCAUGAUAUUAUAAACCGUGUAAUCAAUUCAUUGCUGAAACUGCGUACACGUAUAAUUCGUUGGCCGUCACCGGACAGACAGAGAGAAAUUGGAAGAGACGUUCAUGAAAAGUAUGGUAUUCCCGGAGUAGUAGCUAGGCUUUUUAGACGAACAAAAUGGAUCCGUAGAACCAACUGGGAUAGCGGAAACAAGUGUCUAAAGGGGGAGGGGGUGAUUUUUGGGAAAACAGAAGCUAACAUGGAAAUACAAGUGUAA
Messenger RNA from Saccostrea cuccullata (small rock oyster), 763 nucleotides. RefSeq lists its product as uncharacterized. The transcript has 3 exons. Lineage: Eukaryota; Metazoa; Mollusca; Bivalvia; Ostreida; Ostreidae. The record is from RefSeq and is a predicted model, not a curated record. The coding region runs from base 98 to 763 and encodes 221 amino acids.